AACGACGACGGCGAAAAAGAGCAGCAGAUUCUGGUGAAAAUAGCCAAAAAAAGGAAAGUCCAGGAAAAGGGUCGAAAACGUUGAAAAGGAGAAACUCGGAUUCCUUGUUAAGGGCGAAGAUACAAUAUUUAUUCCGUGUCUCCUGGGAUGCCUCCUGCUCCCGUCUAUUGUCCUCCCCAUUCCUCAGUGCUGAUGCUUAAUUUUCAAAACUUCUAUAUUACCAAGGGACCUACGACAUCAGCCGAGAAAUACCCUGCAAGUACAAAAUCCGUGCGCCAGCCCCGUCCGUGCAGAGGGGAGACGCUCGCGUUCCGCCAGCUUUUUCCUGCCGUUUGCACCGAGCACGAGCGAAGGGGAGGACUUUUUUUUUUUGAUUUGGUUUUCUUCCAUUCUUUCGCCUUUUCCCGUGGAGGAUUUUAACGCAUUAUUUUUGAUUAUUUGCACUAUUAUUGUUAUUAUUGUUCGAUCGGGCGGAACGAGGAGAGACAAAAAAACACGGGUUUACUUUGGAGAGAAAGCACAAUGUCAGCGACCUUCCCCGGACUUGUCCACGACGCAGAGAUACGUCACGACGGAUCGAACAGCUACCGGCUCAUGCAGCUCGGCUGCCUGGAGUCCGUGGCCAACUCGUCGGUCGCCUACUCCUCGUCGUCGCCGCUCACCUACCCGGCGCCGGCGGGCACGGAGUUCGCCUCGCCCUACUUCUCCGCCAACCACCAGUACACGCCCCUGCACCACCAGUCGUUCCACUACGAGUUCCAGCACUCGCACCCGGCCGUGGCGCCGGAGGCCUACGGGCUCAACUCGCUGCACUCGGGCCAGUACUACCAGCAGAUCCACCACGGCGAGCCCGCCGACUUCAUCAACCUGCACAGCGCGCGCUCCGCGCUCAAGUCGUCGUGCCUCGACGAGCAGCAGCGGCGCGAGCUCGGCUGCCUCGACGCCUACCGGCGCCAUGACCUGUCGCUGAUGACGUCGCACGGCUCGCAGGCCUACGGCGUGGGCAUGCACCACGCGGACCAGCGGCUGCUGCCCGCCGGCGGCCUGGGGCUCCCGUCGGCCGCGGCGGACGACCUGCAGGGCUCCGUGGAGGCGCAGUGUGGGCUCGUGCUGAACGGCCAAGGGGGCGUCAUCCGGAGAGGGGGAACGUGUGUGGUGAACCCCACAGACCUGUUCUGCUCGGUACCGGGCCGCCUGUCGCUGCUCAGCUCCACGUCCAAGUACAAAGUCACCAUCGCCGAGGUGAAGCGAAGACUGUCCCCGCCAGAGUGCCUCAACGCCUCCCUACUGGGCGGCAUACUGCGCAGAGCAAAGUCUAAGAACGGAGGCCGGUGUCUCCGGGAGAAGUUAGACCGUCUGGGCCUCAACCUGCCGGCCGGACGGAGGAAAGCUGCCAACGUCACGCUGCUCACCUCCCUGGUGGAAGGUGAGGCGCUCCACCUGGCGAGGGACUUCGGCUACACCUGCGAGACGGAGUUUCCCAGCAAGGCGGUGGGGGAGCACUUGGCGCGGCAGCACAGCGAGCCGAAAGAAACCAGCGCGCGCAAGAAAAUGGUCCUGGCCACGAAGCAAAUCUGUAAGGAGUUCCAGGACCUACUGAGCCAGGACCGCUCUCCUCUGGGCUCCUCCAGACCGACGCCCAUCCUGGACCUGGACAUCCAGAGACACCUCACACACUUCAGUCUGAUCACCCACGGGUUCGGCACGCCGGCGGUCUGCGCGGCCCUCAGCACCUUCCAGACGGUCCUGAGCGAGAUGCUCAACUACCUGGACAAGAGCUCGAGCGGCAAGACGGGCGGCCCCAACGACCAGCAGAUCAACAGCAGCUCGGAAAAGUCGCAGCUCCGGAAAACAUCCGAGCCCCAGAGCAAAGACGGGAAAACGGAAAAGACUGAGUAGCCCCCCCCCCCCGCCACCCCGCUCCCGCCUGGUCCCCGUGCCUUGGAGCGCUGCAUUUAGGAGUGUGUGUGUGUGUGUGUGUGUGUGUGUGUGUGUGUGUGUGGAUUUGUUCAUUCCCACAUGCGUUACUGUGUCUUCAUUGGGGACAAUUCAUAUUUAUUGUUAUUUAUUUACGUUGUUGUCGAAAACGCAACACUAACCUGAAGUGUCCCAAAUAAGACGUUGUGACGUGUGUGUGUGUGUGUGUGGUGACAAGGAGGAGCAUCGCCAUGGAGAGGGCUGUGACUCAUCCAGGACUUUUCUUUGUUUAUUUAUUAAUUUUGACCACAGGAAGUAAACAUGGACAUGCUGACAUCACGUACGAGUUCUACAGGACAGGGGGUGGGACCUACACAACAUGACUGACACACACACACACACACACACACACACACACACACACACACACACACACACACACACACACACACACACACACACACACACACACACACACACACACACACACACACACACACACACACACACACACACACACACACACACACCAACCAAAGGGUUUGGGGGCAAUUUGAUCCCACUCCAACUAAUUCAGGUGUGGAUUUUUUGGAGAAAUACAAAAACUUUUAACAUAAAACUUUUUUCUUUGUUCUUUUUUUCCUGUUUUGUAUUAAAUUAUUAAGAGGAACUUCUGACAUCAGCCACCAAAAUCCCAGUUUUGCUCGAAACCUCAGUCGAUUUCAUUGAAAUAAUUUUCACUUUUCCAAACAUUUUUUUAUGGAUUAAACUGAGAAAAAAAAAAUAUAUAUAUAUUGACCCUGACCCGAACCCGGAUACAUGCACACACACUCUCUCACACACACACACAACCCCUCCUGCCCCUGCACCAGAAACACACCUUUUGGUUUUUGGUUUUUUUUAAUUUCUAUGCUCUUACAAUCAGUGCCAUAGCAACCAGUGUGUUUACCGUGUGGACGACAGGAGAAAAAAGACUGUUUCAGGAUGUGAGACUGAUGUAAUGCCACUGCCUGAAGUGUGUGUGCGUGUGUGUGUGUGUGUGUGUGUGUGUGUGUGUGUGUGUGUGUGUGUGUGUGUGUGUGCGUGUGCGUGUGUGUGACAGAGAUAAAGGGAGUGAAAGCGAGAAGCGAAGGGUCCAACUCAGCCAUUUUGUAAGAGGUGACUCUGCGGUUGCCGUCGUUGCUCUUCUCCCCAUGUGCAUGUCUCUCUUUGUACACCCCCCC
Scophthalmus maximus (turbot) is the source of this 3140-nucleotide messenger RNA. RefSeq names its product transcription factor AP-2 delta (activating enhancer binding protein 2 delta) (gene tfap2d). The transcript is spliced from 8 exons. Gene Ontology annotation, biological process: regulation of cell population proliferation; anatomical structure development; regulation of transcription by RNA polymerase II. The record is from RefSeq and is a predicted model, not a curated record. Lineage: Eukaryota; Metazoa; Chordata; Actinopteri; Pleuronectiformes; Scophthalmidae. Gene Ontology annotation, cellular component: nucleus. Bases 523 to 1899 code for a protein of 458 amino acids. Gene Ontology annotation, molecular function: RNA polymerase II transcription regulatory region sequence-specific DNA binding; DNA-binding transcription factor activity, RNA polymerase II-specific.